CAUUGUGUUAUCAACAUCCACAGUAUCAGUCCAUUACUAAGCAUAGUGUAACCUUGCCUAUGAUACUGUUGGGUUCUAGUUCCUCUCUUCUGGUGCUGUCUGCAACAGUCAGUGCUGUAGGUAGACUGUGGAAAGUUUAGUUCUUAAGAGGCUCUUUGAGUGUACUGCAACAUUCGGUGACUAUGUGCUCCACACUGCACUUGGUGGUGCUUAUAAGCAUGAUAGGAUGUGUCGAUCUGAUCACAGUCAGCACUCCCCACAAAAGGGUCAACGUUACAGUGGGUGAAAGUGUCCUACUCCAGUGUAUGUUCGACACCAUCAGCGACACUAAGGGCCUUACCAUCCAGUGGGACUUCGAUUCACCGUCCUCCAUUGCACCACAGCAGGUGUAUUACUAUCAGGCAGGGAAUUAUGUCGUUACUACCUACAAGGACAGGCUUGAGCUUCCCUCUUCUCCUGCCACAACCAGAAACGCCUCAAUAAUAAUACGCAACAUGCAACUAUCGGACACGGGAGUCUAUACCUGUGAGGUUCACAACAUUCCUGAUGUGACUGGAAAGUCCCAGGUCACUAUCUUGGUGAAUGUUCAUGAGAGGCCCUCUACUCCUUACUGCUCCACCCAUGGUAAUGUGGAAACGGGUCACCUGGUCACUCUGACCUGCCACAGUGAAGAGGGGAUCCCGCCACCAAUGUACACCUGGACCAGACUGGAUCAGGCGAAGACGAGGAGAACUAUGCUGGGAAUGAUGACCAAAUCUGGGAAACUGGAAUUUAGAAACAUAUCUCAGUUUGAGUUCGGGGAGUACCAGUGCAACGCCACAAAUUCAGUGGGAUUUGCAAUUUGUACUAUCGAGCUGAGUGCUGAUAGUGGAGAUGGAGUCGUUGCUGGCGCAGUGAUCGGCGCGUUGCUCGGCUGUGUCUUGAUCAUCCUGGUCGUGUGGUUCAUCGCUCACGCUUUGAAGAAACACAAAUACAAGGCGGUCAAAGCGGCCGAGGCCAACGAGAUGAAGAGGAGCCCUCACCAGGCUCAGGAAGCCUCGGAUGGCGUUCCUAUGGCAACCAGAGGCAGCAGCCUCCACGCUGAGGGGGAUGAGCCGCAAGCCUGAAAAAAGACCUGUUGAAAACAAUUGGAGCGACGUCACUAUUAAGAAUAACAGGAUGUUCGGUUUUGAACGUACGUCAUUCUCAAAUCAAUGUGAUGAAGCUCGUGUGCUUCAGGUCUUAAGUUCUGUGUUUUUUCUGAAUCAAGGAAGUCACAAUUCAACCAUGCAACAUUUGUUUUUUUUACUGAGGAUUAGCUUGAAUUGCUUUGGUUUGUUUUGUUUUACCAGUUCAUAGUUAGUAAUUAAUAUUAGUGUGAUAUUCAUGUUGAUGAGCCCUGCAUUGGAUAUACAAGCUACACUGUUGCCCAUCUCAUGAAAUGAUUGUGACAGUUUAUUCUUGAUAGAUAAAGUGUAUCUUGAUCAAUCUCUUCCGAACACAUCACGGUGAAAAUUAAAGCACCAUUAACCCGAUGUGUAUAAAUAGGAAUAAAAACAGGAAUGUGUCUGACAAACAAAAUUAUUACAACUUUAUGGGCAACAGUGUAUAUGAUAUUAGAACAAAUAUGAGGGCAAAUAAUCAGUGAAACAUUGUGUAACAAGCUUAUUCCAUGUUUUUGCGUUUCACUAUGAGCUUUUCUUAAAUGCAACCCAAAAAAGGUUGAUGAGAAACAAAAUGUGAUGAUGUGCAGCACAUUGAAACCCCGUGUUAUAUUAAAAAUAGCACAAAUACAACUUAUAAAAUGUUGAAACUGAGAUUUUUUAUUGUUUUUGGAAAAUAAUAUGCCCAUUUUAAAUUUGAUGCCAGCUGUAAUUUUGAAGGUGGCAUGUUUUCCCUUUUUCACUUGGGGUCAAUUUCAGCUGCUCAACAGUUCGGGGUCUCCUUUAUCAGCUCUCAUGUUUUAUACUGCGCCAAACAUUUUCAAUAGGUGACAAGUCUGGACUCCAGGUUCUUUUACUACGGAGCCAUGCUGUUGUAAUACAUGCAGAAUGCAGUUUGGUUUGGCAUCGUCUUGCUGAAAAAAACAAGGCCGCUCCUGAAAAAGACAUUGUUUACUUGGCAGCAUAUGUUGCUCCAAGUUUAUAUUUUUCCACAUUAAUAGCAUCUGUGUUUGAUGCCGUGCCAUCUAAUAUUGUUUUUUGGCCUUGUCCCUCGUGUACAAAGAUUCUUUCGGAUUCUCUGAAUCUUUUAAUAUUAUGAAUGGUAGAAAAUGAAAUCCUCAGAUUCUUUUUUAAAAUGAUUGCACUAUUUACCAGUGAUGUCUUUCACAAAGCGGUUAACCUCUCUCAUCUUUACUUCACAAAGACUCAGCCUCUCUCAGAUGCUCAUUUUUAUCCAAUCAUGUUAUCAACUUGUUGCCAGUUAACCUCAUUAAUUGUGAGAUGUUUCAUCAUCACAUUUUGUUUCUAUUUACAUUUUACAAAACGUGCCACCUUUUUUGGAAACGGGGUCAUAUAUUAAGACAUGAAAAUUGUUUU
Molecule: messenger RNA, 2519 nt
Organism: Larimichthys crocea (large yellow croaker)
Lineage: Eukaryota; Metazoa; Chordata; Actinopteri; Sciaenidae
Product: V-set and immunoglobulin domain-containing protein 1
Exons: 7
Coding region: 183-1106 (307 amino acids)
Biological process (GO): maintenance of gastrointestinal epithelium; epithelial cell morphogenesis
Cellular component (GO): plasma membrane
Source: RefSeq, a predicted model, not a curated record